AUGUGCAGUUUCGUUAAGGGCCGUCUCCUCAGAGGUCGUGGAAGACAUUUUGAUCGAAAGAAAACUUGCGAUGAAACAAAAUGGUUACUUAUAUCUGGCAGUAACUCUGAAGUAUUGGUAGAAAAAUCGCACACCUCGAGUAGCUUAAGAAGAACAAGCUCGACAGGGAAUACCACAUUUCAAGGGAUCUACAGAAGUGGCGAAAAGGAUUUGUGCAAACUAACUGAUUCUUGUAACCAGUGUACCUAUGCUAAAAUCAUAAGUCAAAUGAGUGAGUCAGUAAGACCUUGUCUUCCAAGCCCAACGCUUAUGAGACGCCGUCGAAACGCCAUAUGCGACGAAAUUGAAAAGAAAAUAAUUGCUUUGCCUGGAAGAACUUUGAGACAAGGAAGGGUUGACAUGCUUCGAGGAAUAGCUCUUAUGCAAUUUUCGUUGUUAUAA
Molecule: messenger RNA, 441 nt
Organism: Porites evermanni
Lineage: Eukaryota; Metazoa; Cnidaria; Anthozoa; Scleractinia; Poritidae
Source: the annotation of a GenBank genome assembly